Leptopilina boulardi is the source of this 3219-nucleotide messenger RNA. Its product is annotated as probable serine/threonine-protein kinase DDB_G0282963. The transcript has 14 exons. The coding region runs from base 204 to 3167 and encodes 987 amino acids. The record is from RefSeq and is a predicted model, not a curated record. NCBI's taxonomy places the organism in Eukaryota, Metazoa, Arthropoda, Insecta, Hymenoptera, Figitidae. Gene Ontology annotation, cellular component: nucleus.
AAUUUCGAUCUAAAAUGGCAGAUGGCGUCGGAGGCUAUCAGUAGUGUAUUGUAGCCAAUAAAUGCCGAUUUUUGCCGAAUUUACAAAAUUUGCUAGCGUUCCUUAUGUAAAGUGUAUGGUGUUUUUAAAAAUUAAGUGAAUUUAGUGUUGAUUAUCGAAGUGGAGGUCGUGACAAUUCGACAGGAAUGUAAACGAGGUCGAAAAUGUCUCGAAGGAGAUCAAGUAAUACAUCUUGUCGAGUCGCGACUCCUGGAAAAAGUUGUUGUUUCUGUGGUCUUGCUGAUAAUAAUGAACUCGAUUAUGGAAAAAUUUACGAACUUGGAAAUAUCGUCACACAUUAUUACUGCCUACUUCUGUCCUCGAUGAUGCAACAAAAAGGACGCGAUGAUCAAGGAAUUUUAGGAUUUUUAUCAGCAGACAUUGAAAAGGAAGUGAAAAGAGGAAAAAGACUUGUUUGUUAUCAUUGUAAAAAAAAUGGUGCAACUUUAGGAUGUUGCAAUACAAAAUGCAAACGAAUAUUUCAUCUUCCCUGUGGUUUGAAAGCAGGAUCAUUACAUCAAUUUUAUAGUGAAUUUAGAUCCUAUUGUAUAAAUCAUCGACCAAAACAAUUGAUCGAUGGCCGAGUACUACAAGAAGUUCAAAAUUCAGAAAACACAUUGUGCUACAUUUGCUAUGAUAAUGUUAACUAUCGCGAUAUUUUGGCGAUGUUAUGGGCUCCUUGUUGUAAAAAAAAUGCUUUUUUCCACCGAAAAUGUGUUCAACAACUGGCAAACAGUUCGGGAUAUUUUUUCAAGUGUCCACUCUGCAAUAAUAAAAAAGAAUUCCAGGAAGCCAUGCUUGAACAUGGAAUUUUCAUUCCUUCGCAGGAUGCAUCUUGGGAAUUAGUUCCAAAUGCCUUUCAGGAGUUACUCUAUCGACAUAAUAAAUGUGAUGCAGAAACUUGUGUUUGUCCUAAAGGAAGGAGUCAUUCAGGCAGCAAUUCUAAAUGGGAAUUAGCUCUUUGUCAAAUGUGUGGCUCACAAGGAAUUCACAGGCACUGUGGCCAUUUAAAAUGGGCAAGUUCGCUGUGGGAAUGCGAUGAUUGCCGAUUAAUUCUAGAUAAAUCUUCCCUUGUAAAUAGACAAAAUCAAUCAGACGGUGCUGAAGGAAAUGCGGGAAAUCGAGCAAUUUCGAAGGAUGUUGACAGCGACAGUGAUCUCUCAGUUGGACACGAUGGACACGAUCAAUCUGAAAAAUUCUCGGCUUUCGAUAUAAAUAACAUGCCAAUCGUUAAAGUUCGUCCUGGUCCUCUUUCCUAUAAAAUAAAAGAGGUCAUGAAAGUUGCUCAAAGUCAACCACAGACGAUAGACUCUUCGAGUAGUCUCGAGGGGACAAAUUCGUCGAGCAGCAAUCCAAAAUCUGAAAAUGGUAAUAAAAACGUCAAGGAUCCAAAAACAGUAAUUUUACUUGACAGUGACGAGGACACUGAUGUUAUUGAGAUUAUUACCGAAAAACACAAUCCCAAAGUGUUAACGACGAACGAUGGUAAAAAAAUUGAAAUUCUCGACAAAAAAGCAAUUGAUAAUCUUACAACAAAUAACGAAACAACAACAAAUACACCAAUUGAUGAAUCAUCAAAGUCCAAUAAUAAUUCACCGUCAAAAGAUUCAAAACCAAUAAUCACCAGUAUACAAACAGUGAAUACAAUUAUAAAUAAACAAUAUUCUACUCCAAUUCCUAGUCUCACGCCAUUUAAUUCACCACCGGGUCAAAAUAAACGUGAUGAAAUGAAAAAUUCCAAUAAUCAUGUAACACAAAUUUUUAACAGUCAAUUUCGAUCAAGAAUGACAAUGUCAGGAAGUACAAUUGUGCAAGAAACAAAUAAUUUAUCGGGCAAUUUUAGUCCAAAAGUUGCAUUAAAAUCAAUUAGUCCAAAUAAAUUACCGACAAAUUUUAAUUCACAAUAUUUUGCACCAAGAAAUUCAAUUCCAACUAAUUUCACAUCACAAAGUUCAACGCCACAAAUUUUUCAUUUACGAAGUAUUGGUCCACAAGGAUUAAAUCAAAGAUUAACGACACCAAUUCCAGAAUCAUCGAAAUUAAGAAAUUCUUAUCAUUUCGGUAAUAAUUCCGAACAAUGUCCAAGUACUUUUUUCCCUGGGAAUACCGAAAAUAAUAAUAAUAAUAAUAAUAAUAAUAAUAAUAAUAAUAGUAGUAAUAAUAUUAAUCCACCAUUAAUUCCAAGUGUACCAAAAAUUUCAAUGAACGAAAAUGAUUCACUUGGAAUAAAAAUUCUCGAUGUUUGUUCAUUGGCACCGGAUUUAUUUGAAAAACUCGAAUCACACGAUGAGGCGUCAAAUUCAAAUUUUACAAGUUCAUCGAGUGGCGAUUCAUCGCGUUUAAAGAGAAAAGCCGAAACAACACCACCGGGAACGUCGCAAAAUUUUGACAAUGGAUCAAAAUCAAAUGUAAAACGUACAAGACUUGCCGUCAAUGAAAAAGAUGCAUCAACCCUUUCACAUUUCACUGAUUGGCGUGAUAAAUUAAAAGGACGUGAAGCAAUUGCAAAAUUAGUGGAUAAUAAUAAAACAAAUUUAUCAAAGGAAUUAAAAUUUGAUAAAAUAAAAUCGGAUUCAAGUGAAAUGAAUAAUGAUUGGCGGGGAACAAUUGAAAUUUGGAAGGAGACAAAAGAUGUGUGUCAAGAUAAAAUUGAAUUAAGAGAAAUUAAUAACGAACGAGUAAAGGAGAAACAUCCAAUUUUAAAGAGUUUAAUGGAACAGGAAUUGAUGAAAAAAAAUAAUGAUAAUAAUGAAGAAGUACAACCGUCGACGAGUAAUAUUCAUAAAACAUCAGCGAAUAAUGUUACAUUUUAUGUGGAAAGGGGAAAAACGCAGGAAGUUAUAAAAGUUCCAGGAAAUAAUAGUCCCUGUAUCACUUGGGAUUCUUCUAACAGUGUCAAAGGAAUGCAGGCACCAGUUCUACUAUUUCCCCAAACCUUAAUCUAUCCACAAUCAGUUCAAUCGGCAAAAUUGGCGACGAAGCAGAAAAUCAAAUCACCACUAAAGCAGACGAACAAAUCGGAAACAACUCAAUCGAAGACUCCAAAUUUAGCGACAUCUACCUUUCCAACUCAGAAGGAAGUCGUGAACAAUACGAAAACUCAAGCUCCUGUGAUUCAACUGGAUUGAUUCCUGAUAAUGUGUCAUUAGGUGACAUCAAAUUCAGAGUCUGUGGAUCAGA